Molecule: messenger RNA, 2097 nt
Organism: Oncorhynchus gorbuscha (pink salmon)
Lineage: Eukaryota; Metazoa; Chordata; Actinopteri; Salmoniformes; Salmonidae
Product: nuclear fragile X mental retardation-interacting protein 1-like
Exons: 10
Coding region: 140-1933 (597 amino acids)
Biological process (GO): box C/D snoRNP assembly
Cellular component (GO): nucleus
Molecular function (GO): RNA binding
Source: RefSeq, a predicted model, not a curated record
CACGUGAACGCGGCAACGGAAGCAGAAACACACAUGUGUUGUAGCGGUUCUUAUUAUACCUCCGAGGUCGUAGCUGGACAAACAUUUAUACAAACGAACUGAAUCCACAUAACAUUGAAGAAGAGGCGCCAGCUACAUCAUGAAUGAUUUUGGAAGCUACCCUCCGCCGAACUUUGUCUCUCCUCCGGGUUCGAUGGUGAGUCCGCCAACGUUCCUUCCACCUCCGAGCAACUUCCAGCCCGGUAUGUGGAACUGGUACGAGCCACCGUCCGAGCCGUGGAGAUACAACGGCCAGGGAGAACACUGGAACUGCGGCCCCGGACCAGGUCGACCCAGAGGCUCAUAUGGCCAGAACUUCCAUCGUGGACGCGGAAGGCAGGACUAUGGUCGUCCCAACAACCUUGGGAAAAAGCAGAAAAAUAAAAAAGAACCCGAGUUUUCACAUUUCUGUGACCCGUGUGACCGAGGCUUCAAAAACCAAGACAAGUAUGACCAACAUGUCUCUGAACAUGUCAAGUGCUCAGUUGAAGACUGCAGCUUCACUGCUCAUGAGAAGCUGGUCAACAUUCACUGGAGAAAUAACCAUGCCCCAGGGGCAAAGAGAAUCAAGCUGGACACUCCAGAGGAGAUUUCUAAAUGGAGAGAGGAGAGGCGCAGGAACUACCCGACCCUGGUGAACGUGGAGAAGAGGAGGAAGGUGAUGGAUGCCAGGGAGGAGACUGGAGCGGUGCUGGAAACCGCUCAGUUUGGGAGGAUGAGGGGUAGAGGUUGUGGACAGCGUGGUGGAAGGUUCCAGAGGGGCAGAUGGGCCAGACCAGGUCCUCGUCAGUCAGAGAGACCGCCACACCCCACUCAACUCUCCAUGGAGAGGCCUCCACCCCUCACUCAGUACCCCAGGGAGGGAGACCCACUGGGGGCUCUCGCCAACAGCGAUCCAGACUCUGAUACAGAGGAGCCAGUCAGUGGAGGUGGGGUGACUGUGGCCCCUAAACAAAUGACAUCAGGGCUGGGAUCUCUGAUGGCCAGCUACGGCUCCAUGACCGAGAGCGACAGUGACCAGGAACCACAAGUCCUGCCCAUCCAGAGGACCAGUCAGCUGCUGAAGGAGAACCAGGCAAUGCUGAAGGCUCUGCCAGCCAAGCUCCAGAACAGUGCUUCAUCUGGGGCUAAGAGACUCUACCCUGAGCCCCCCCGGGAACCACAGCCUGGGUCUGGUCCUCAUAGACCUAGUCGGGGGAGAGGAAGAGGAGCGAGAGGAGGACGAAACAACAUGGACACCCCCCAACAGCGCCGCGCCACUCUGCUUGAGAUGUUACUGGCCCCAGACAUCCGCCAUGAGAGGAACGUGCUCCUGCAGUGUGUUCGCUACAUUGUCCGAAAAAACUUCUUUGCACUGGAGGGUCAAACUCGGGACCAGCAGGGAACUCUGGGUAGAACGGUGACCGCAGAUGACCCUAACCUUGACCUCCAGACACAGGACGUGAGAGCAGAUCAUCUGAGGGCUCUACUCCCAGCUACCUCUGUGGUUGGUCCAGAUGAAAAAGGUGACCAGGUGAGGUCAUCACUAGAAGGUACCCAGAAACCACCAGUCUGUCAGGGACCUUCAGAGGUGGACAUUUUCAAUGGUGAAGAUGUUCAUCCUGAGGAGAUGCCAGGUGCAGCCUCUAACCCUGAUGUCAUAACUCAGCUGAACUCUAACCCUGAGGUCCUGGGAACUGUGGCUGAGCAGUCUGUAGCCCAACAAGUGGGAGAAGACCAGAGCAUGGAGGAGAACACACAGAGUGGACCAGCCGGCUCACAGUCACAUCCCCUCCAGGAAACCCCAAUGGACUUGGCUGUGAAUGCUAAUUAUGGAGAUGGUCACCCUGAAGACCCCUCCCAGACCUCCAUCCCCAACUAUGAUGAUGAAGUCUGGGAGACCCAAGACCCCUGAAGUCGCCCUAACCCUUAAAUCAAGACUGUCGCCCUAACCCUUAAAUCAAGACUGUCGCCCUAACCCUUAAACCAAGACUGUCGCCCUAACCCUUAAACCAAGACUGUCGCCCUAACCCUUAAACCAAGACUGUCGCCCUAACCCUUAAACCAAGACUGUCGCCC